Messenger RNA from Octopus bimaculoides (California two-spot octopus), 1987 nucleotides. Its product is annotated as translation machinery-associated protein 16. Gene Ontology annotation, cellular component: nucleus. Lineage: Eukaryota; Metazoa; Mollusca; Cephalopoda; Octopoda; Octopodidae. The record is from RefSeq and is a predicted model, not a curated record.
AUGCAAAAUGCUAUCCUCCAUUCUUGUGUCCCUCCGGCCCACACCUUCAACAAUGUGAGCACAUUGAAGAAUAGGUCUGGUGAUGUUGAGAUGCUUGAACAGAGGAAAUCUGCCAGUUACCUGUUCACCUACCAGUCUGGUGGGCAUACUAGUCAGAUUGACUACAUUUUUGCCAGAAAACAUGAAAGAUAUGCCAAAACUUUCCCAGGUGAAGAAUACACCCUUCAACAUAGGAGUAAAAAAGAAAGAAUAUCAAAGCUUAACUUUUUUAUUGAAAGAUUGCAGUGGUUCAAAAAUGAGUUGGAAAAUUGUGAAGGUGCAAUUUCUCUGUCAGAACAGACUAAAUUGGUGAUCAAGUACCUGGAAAGGUUUCAAGAUGAACUGGAUCAGAUAAAGAUUAUUAAUAGCAUCGGCAAACGGAAAGGUGUUCGCCAUGCUUCUCGAGAGGCAUCAAUUAAGAUGACCAUCGAUAUGGAAAGAGCGCAGUUCAAAGGUGAAGGUCUUGAAAUUCCAGAUUUGUUGAAUCCGGAUAAUGUGUCAGUACUGAAGAGCUGGGACGGUGAAUAUAGCUUCAUCCCAAAGAUUAAAACUACAAGAGUCUCAUCAAGCAAGGUGUGCAUGGACAACAUCCGCAGCAGUGAUACAAAAGACAGAAAUGGUGGUGACGACGAUAAGAAAUUCAGCGAGAUGAGUGAGGAAUUGGAUGAUAGCAAAAAUAAUGACAAUAUGUUGCUUGGUGACAGUGAUGAUGAUGAUGAUGAUGACUAUCACCACAAUGAGGAUGAUGAUGAAGAUGACAUACUGGCUUCAGAUACAGAGUAAGAAAGGACAAGGGGGUGGAUAGUGGUAAGAGGUCGACAAGGGUGAUUGAUGAAUUGGUUGUAUUGGAAGAGCUAAACCUGGCUCUGAAAGCCAUGGCUUCUGCUUUUGAACGAUUGCAAGUGUCUAAAGUGUAUGUGUGUGUAUAUGUAUACUACAUGGGCAUACACAUACAGUUAUAUGUAUGUAUAUGUAUAUUUAUGUGAGUGAAUAUAUAGAUAUUUAUAUAUAGAGGCAAUUAUGUGGAUAAGCAUGAUUGAACGCUAAUACUUUUGAUUUCAAUUAAAGGGAGGAAAGGAACUCAGAAUGAGGGUCUUCCUGAUGGAAAGAAGGAAGUGAGGGACGAAUUGCUAUUAUUUUGAUACAGUUCUAUAUUUAAGAGAUGAGGAAUUAUGUACAUUAUUUACAUUUGAUGGAUAUUAGUCCUCAUCUUGUUUGUUGUUAAGACACCUGAUGAAGGCUGGAGGGUAUAUCAGCCGAAACGUGUUAACAACAAACAAGAUGAGGACAAAUAUUCGUCAAAUGUAAAUAACGUACCUAUUAUUUUGAUAAGAAGAUAUAAUUCAUCUGAAUCAUAAGGGAAAAGGAUAUGGUUAAAUGUCUUGUUAUAAAGACAAAGAAUUAAUCCUAAAAGGUUGAAUGAAGAGAUGAUUAAUGAGACUCUUGCUAAUUUGUAAAACUUAUAAACACAUUCACCGGUUAUUUGUCUACAUUUUAGUUCAAUAAAUAAACAUCAACUCCUUUUGAAAAAGAAAAAGAAGCAAAAUAUUGGCAAACAACAGUUGGAUUGUUUGUGGAAUUUAUUAAGUUUGACUUCUUCCAAAUCCAACAAACACUCUUGCAUUUCUAAUGUUUCACACUAAAAUUCCUGCAAACAAAUUUCAUCAUCGUCAUCAUCAUAUAGUCAUUUGUGUAUAUAUUUAAUUACUCUAUACACACUUGUAUGUAUAGAGUGUAUGCAUGUGUUUACAAUAUGAAUAUAUGUGUAAGUCUAGAUGAAUCUGUAUAUUUAUGUAUACAUUUACUGUAUAACUAUUCAUAUAUAUAUACACAUAUAUAUACACACACACACACACACAUAUGGAUGGGCAUAUAUGUACAUGCGUGUGUAUAUAAUAUUCAUUGAAUAAAUACAAACAAAAUAAAUCAAUAGUUGGAUUACUUUCUC